CCCGUCCGUCCUUUGCGAGAGAGGAAACACCACGCUUUCCAUCCUGCGACGCCAUCGGCUAAUCGUGUCGCUCGCAUUGCGGUUGUCGUGUUUGAGACUCUUUGUACACCCUUCCUCUCCUACCUUACUCUUUCUCUCCCUCUUACCCACAUUGCCGUCCUUCGAGGCGUCAGCCGAGUCUCGAUCCUCAGCAAGUUUGGCAUGACUUCACAUCGCUAGCUUUGUCGAAUUAAGACUACAAUCUUUCUCUGCAAUCCACCCAACCCUUCGAUUGUAUCGAUUGAAAGAGGAGGGGCCUAGCUGGCUGCGGAUUUCAAUUGCGCCAUCUUUUCCAGCUUGUUCAGCCACUGCUCACACCUUAAAGCCCUACACAACGUGGUUUGAGUCAUCUCUACAAAUAUUGAAGCCCAUUGGCAGUGGUCACUAUGGCCUUGGUCCCUCAUCCCUCGCCACCAGGCGUGCUGGGUCUCCAACCACCUCAUUUGGGCCAGUAUAACGGAGCCGCACCCGUCGAUGCUCACAUGCAACGACAACGACUACUCUCUCAGCUCAACGAGUCAACCUGGCAGAGGAUUGGUUCACUGAAUGAACUGCUCGGUAAUCAUGACGAAGCACUAUUUGCCUACGAGCAAGCUUUGCGACACAACCAAUGGUCACCACAGACACUCAAUGCUAUCUCAUGUAUCCUUCGUACCAAGGAGAAAUACCCAGAGGCCAUGGAGUAUUUGAGGAACAUUCUCAAAGUCGAGAAUGCCAAUGGCGAGGCGUGGGGCAAUCUAGGUCACUGCUACUUGAUGAUGGACAACCUGCAAGAAGCGUACACCGCAUAUCAACAAGCACUAUACUAUCUUCCUGAUCCCAAGGAACCAAAAUUAUGGUACGGCAUUGGUAUUCUCUAUGACCGCUACGGCUCUCUCGAGCAUGCCGAGGAAGCCUUCUCACAGGUUAUGAGAAUGCAACCAGACUUCGAAAAGGCAAACGAAAUCUAUUUCAGACUUGGAAUAAUUUACAAACAGCAACAAAAAUUCCAGCAAAGUCUCGAGUGUUUCAAAUACAUUGUCAACGAUCCUCCACGACCACUAAAUGAGGAAGACAUCUGGUUCCAGAUUGGUCACGUCUAUGAGCAACAAAAAGAUUUCGAAGCUGCCAAGGCCGCCUACCGACGAGUACUUGAGAGAGAUCCAAAACAUGCCAAAGUGUUACAACAGCUCGGAUGGUUGCAUCACCAACAGAGCAACAGUUACGCCAGUCAAGAUCAAGCAAUCGAAUAUCUCGAGCAAUCGGUCAGCUCUGACAAUCAAGACGCGCAGAGUUGGUAUCUACUGGGACGUUGCUACAUGGCUCAACAGAAAUUUCCCAAAGCUUAUGAGGCUUACCAACAGGCAGUCUACCGUGAUGGCCGCAACCCUACCUUCUGGUGCUCCAUCGGCGUGUUGUAUUACCAGAUUAACCAAUAUCGUGAUGCCCUUGAUGCAUACUCCCGUGCAAUUCGCUUGAACCCUUAUAUUUCGGAAGUCUGGUACGACUUGGGAACGCUGUACGAAUCGUGCAACAAUCAAACCUCUGAUGCCCUUGAUGCAUACGCUCGUGCUGCCGAGCUUGACCCAACCAACACUCACAUCAAAGCGCGCCUUGCUUUGCUCAGAAGCGGACAGCCCACUGGACCUAACCAGCAGAACGCCCCGGUUCCCCAGGAUGUUCACCCACAGGCAUAUCAAAACGGUGUUGGCGUUCCCCCAGGACCUCAAUGGGGUGGACCUGCAUCUUCGAACCAGCAAUCACAAGCACCACCUGUUGAUCCUGCCAGAGUUCAUGACUGGACAAGAGGCAUUGCAGGUAUUCAACAGCCCCCGCCACAGGCAAAUGGGUACGACAACCGUGACACAAUGAGAGCUCCACCUCCACGUGCUCCCAGCCCACGCAGUGAACCUCGUCCUUACGAUUCUGCCCGUCAGACUCCCUCAAGGAAAGCUCAAUCCCCGUCGCCUAAGAUGCAACCUGGAAUGUAUCCACCUGGCCCUCAAACUUUGCCACAGAUUUCUCUGCAAGAUCGAGGUCCUGGUUUCGGGGCUGGCGUGCGCCCUUCCCCUACUAUGAACGGUGCUCCUCUCCCUCCCGCCAAUGGCGCUACACCCAACAACACACUCCCUCCGUACGGACGACCUUUCAGCCCUCCUAGCGAGCUGAGACCUAUCCGGGAUGAGCGGCCGCCAUCACCGGGCUCUGGUUUCCGACCACAACCCUUCCAAUCUGGACCCUUUCCCAGCAUUGCCAACGGCGUGCCGUCGGUUGCACCGCCUCUCCCAGCCGCAGAACCACCCAGAGAGGACCGACCAUCUUCAGCCAUGAAGCGGUCGAGAGAUUGGGAGCCUGAAGGCCCUUCGAAGAAGAUUGCCAAUGACGAGACUCGUGCUCGCCUGGACGAUCCUAGCCGGCGAAACAGUCCUCCUGGAAGACUCCCCUCGCCGAAAGAUCAUUUUCGACGCAGCUCCUCUGAGGUGCGUCGUGAGAACGAACGACGUGCCAACGAGAACUACCACCCGUCUGAAGCUGCCCAUCAUCCCUACAGUCUUGCGCCUCAGCCUCAACUCCCCGCGCAACCGCAGCCACAGCCGCAGCAGCAGCAGAUACCUUCGAUGCAGACCUUUUUAGAAGGCUCCAAAGAAGAUCGUCCAGAGAAUGUUGAACAAGCUGCUCGAAAAGUUGAUGUCGAUGAAGACUACGACAACAACAGCGAAGAUGACAAGCGAGCAGGUACUGUAGCCACGAGCAGUCCUCAAGUCGCUGCACCCCCUCCCUCAGCCACCCCUAAGCAGGAGACUGCAGCGUAGGAUUGUUAUCCAUUACUGUUUUCCUAUUGCAAAAUUAUCCUUAGCAGCCGCAAGCCGGCUGUUGUAUGGCAAACCAGGGUUCAGGAAGAUACUCGAACAAGGGAAAAGUCUCCCCUUUUACAUCAGGGACUGGUUGCGUUUCAAUUGUACAGAACUUUCAAUAACAUUAUUCUCAGCCACAAUGAAAUUAUGAUUGCGUUAUCA
This is a messenger RNA of Exophiala oligosperma, 3035 nucleotides long. RefSeq lists its product as uncharacterized. The transcript is spliced from 8 exons. The coding region runs from base 426 to 2831 and encodes 801 amino acids. The record is from RefSeq and is a predicted model, not a curated record. Gene Ontology annotation, biological process: regulation of gene expression. NCBI's taxonomy places the organism in Eukaryota, Fungi, Ascomycota, Eurotiomycetes, Chaetothyriales, Herpotrichiellaceae. Gene Ontology annotation, molecular function: protein binding; chromatin DNA binding; RNA polymerase II cis-regulatory region sequence-specific DNA binding.